AUGAUUGGUUUUCUUCUAUUUUUCGGAUAUUCAUUACAAGUUAUUCUCAACGACAAAUUGUACGAGGGUGAAAGUCUCCAGUCAAUUAUCGCAGAUUCAGGUCUUAGCGACAACCAAAUCAAUAAAAUUAUAAUCAAUAACGGAACAUUUCAAUUUAACGGCUUUCAAGCAUCAAAAUAUACCAAUUUAGACGAAUUUAUAAUUAAUGAAGGCUGUUUCGAAGGAACAGUCGAUGAUUUUGUUUUUCAAAAUUCACAAUCUCUCUCGAAAAUUACUAUUUUAGCCGAUAUUACAUUUCAACAACAACCAUUCUUAGGGUGCACAAAUCUUAAAGUAGUGGAAUUUAAUUCCAUUUCAAAUCUUUCAAAUAAUCAUAUUAACGAGACUAAAAUCGAAUCAUUUACUCUUUACAACCAAGAAACAUUGAACAAUAAUUCAAUAACUGAUAUUGAAUCAUUAAAAACCAUAACUUUACCUAAAUGCAAGUUAAUUGACUCAUUUAAUUUAAAUAAUUGUCAUAACAUAAUUAAUAUUUCAUUUCCAUCAUUACAAAAAGUAAAUAAAAAUUCUAUGAAUAAUCUCAGAUCGUUAUUAUACGUAGAUUUACCAGAAUUACAAAGGAUUUAUGACAAAACAUUUCAAGAUUGUCCAAGAAUCAAAAUAUUCAAUGCAGAUAAAGUUACACAUUGUUAUGGCGAACAUUUCUUCAUUGAUCUAGUCGAAGCAUCAUUCAAAGAACUCUUUUUCAUGGAAUCCUCACCUUUUUUAUACAGUCCGGAUUUGGAAAAAAUUUAUUUAGGACCAUUGAUUUCUAUUGGUUCCAAAUGGUUUGAUUCUUGCACAAAUCUGAAAUAUAUGAAAUUAGAUACUUCUAAAAAUAUAUUUGGUUCUUUCCUUCCGAAUUCGAAAAAUUUGGAAACAUUAAUUAUGGAAAAUGUCAAAGAAUUUUUCUUAAAUGAAUCAUAUCCUAAAUUGACAACAUUAAUUUUGCCUAAAUGUGAGAAUAUACAAGAGCAGCUUAUUACUGAAGCAAAGAAUUUAUCAAUAUUAGUAAUUAACAUCAUGAAAUUCUCACAAAAAUUGCAAUACUUUGAUAAUUUGAAAUUUGUCAAUAUGUCAAAUAUCAGAGUGAUAACAGAUCACUUCUUCAGUAAUUGUAUAAAUUUAAGAGAACUAUAUCUUCCUAUGGCCGAGGAAAUUGCAGCAAAUUCUCUUAAUUAUUGUUCCAACCUAACAAUAGUUUCAUUUGAUUCAGUUGACCGUGUAUCAACAGAACUAUUUCAUUAUUGUUCCUUGUUGGACACUGUCAUACUUCCAAAUUUAAGAACAAUGGCUUAUUUAACAUUUUUUGGAAAAAGUUACUUGAAAACUGUUAAAAUUCCUUUAGUUACAAAGAUUGAUAGAGAAUGUUUUAAAGGUUGCUCACUUCUUGAAGAAAUCAAUUUAGAAGCUGUACAACAACUCGGAGCAUAUGCAUUUGAAGGAUGUUAUAGUCUCAAGAAUAUUACAUUUAAGGAUUUGGGAUUUGUAAAUGAAGGUGCAUUUAUAGAUUGUCAAUCACUUGAAGUCAUUAAUUUACAUAAAGCAGAAAUCGCAUCAAAAAAAAUUUUCUAUAAUUGUAUUAAACUUCGAAAAAUUUCAUUUAAUUAUUGCAAACAAGUGAAACCAUUAGCAUUUGCAAACACAAAUAUUACACAUUUGACAUUGUUUGAUUGCGAAACAAUUUCAGAAUAUGCGUUCCAGAACUGCAAGAACUUGAAAACAUUCACCGGCAACAAAGUUCGGAGUAUUGGUGAAUUUGCAUUCGAUAACUGUCUUUCACUUGAAAAAGUCUUUAUGUUUAGUCUUGAAAAAGUUCCAUCAUAUUUGUUUUUCGACAAUCCAUUCAUCAGUGUUUUGAGAUUUGAUAAUUUGACGGAGAUUUGUGAUUAUUCAUUUUUCUCAUGCAAGAAUCUGAAGAAGAUCGAUAUCCCUAAUGUCAUCAAAAUCGGCAUUAGUGCAUUCGAAUCAUGCACUAGUUUAGAAGAAAUUUCAUUUGACAAAUUGACAUCAAUCGAUAACAACGCAUUCAAGAAUUGUCAUUCAUUAUCAUCUAUUUCUAUGAAUAGUUUGAGAUCUCUUGACAAAAAUUCAUUCAAUGAUUUACCGAAAUUGACAUCUUUGCAACUUAGUAAUUUGACAGAGAUCAAACUAAAUUGUUUUGUUAACUGUAGUAAUUUAGAAAAGAUUGUCUUUUCAAGUUUGACAAACAUGAAUGAAAAUGUCUUUCGUAGUUGUUCUAAAUUAGUAUUUGUUAAUUUCAACUCAUUGACAGACAUCUCAUCAUUCGAUUUCUCUAAUCACAAAUCUCUGAAACACAUCAUUUUGAACAACAUUCUCGAAAUUCCAAAAAAUUUCUUCUUCAAUUGUCCAUCAUUAAAAAUGAUUGUUGCAAAUAAAUUGAUAAAAAUCGAAGAUUAUUCAUUCGCAUUUUGCAAUCAAAUCGAAGGAAUCAAUUUCCCAAGUUUAGAAUAUUUAAGUGAAAACUCGUUUUAUAAAGUUUCAUCAAUCAAAACAGUUCUUCUUCCAAAGAUCAAAACUAUCACAUUUAAUCAAUUUAGUGAAUGUCAAAUCAAAUCAUUUGUUCUUCCAAGUUGUGAAGUUAUUGACUUAAAGUUGUUGACUAGUCACUUCAACAGAAAAUGUUAA
Molecule: messenger RNA, 2688 nt
Organism: Trichomonas vaginalis G3
Lineage: Eukaryota; Parabasalia; Trichomonadida; Trichomonadidae
Product: antigen BSP-related family
Exons: 1
Coding region: 1-2688 (895 amino acids)
Source: RefSeq, a predicted model, not a curated record